AGAGAAGCGCACAAUACAUUUUUCCCACAAUGCUGCCGAGGUUCGACGGGACUUCAGGGUACUUUAACGAUGUGCCAUAUUUCACUCCAGUUGAAACCACUGUGUUCUACGAGGCAGUGCAAAACUGUCGUCUACAUAAGCUUCCAGGCCAUUUAAUGGUAAGUCCAAGGUCAAUACCAUUUUUUGUUAAGUCAGGCACCGUUUUCGCUGAUGCGUUGGGUGAAAAGUUCAAGGCUACCACCGGAACACGGACGACGUCUGCUGGCACUGUCUUCCCUGAAUUCAAAACUGAUUUUUCUUCGACGCAGCCGCUUUUUAAAAAAUCAGGGUCGGAUUACGUGGUCAUCAGGGAGACGUGUCUUCUGGCAGACUGCGGCGCUUCGAACGAGCACACCCAGACUGUGUUGAUCAAAUUAAUUAACACAACAACAAUAAAUCAAAUUUGGACUAAUCUUCUCUUUCUUAUUAACGGAAUAGCUGCGACGCCAAGCAAAUUUAGAAUAGAAUACGUUGACAUUUCUUUAGGUCACUCGAACGGUUAUGGGGAAUGUCUUCUUUCCUUAUUGCUCUCUGGUGUAGCGUCGAUUCUUCACUUUUACUCCAAGAAAGGGCAUCACCAAGCUGUUCUUGAGGCUGUGACAAUUGAGCUUGUUGUCCUCAACACCCCUGAAGGUGCAAGUGUGGCAGACAAACUGCAGUUUUACGCCGAAAACAAAUUGAAACUGUCUGUUACACGAACUGACGACAACAAUUUUAGCUCCUCCUACGAAGAACUGAUCUCUCAAGCGCAGUGUCUCCCUUGUUGCGACACGGAUUGGCUAGAGACAGUUUGCAGUGAGGCAGUUGACGCCCAUGAGAUGCUAUGUGAUGAAGAGAACGAACCGCAAGACAAUAAGCUGAGAUCGCCUACCAUUCUACUCGUGGUACCCCACAUCGCGGCUGUGCGCUCCACAUUAGUGAAUCAAAUUCUUGAUAGCUACAGUUCCGAACCACUGCGUGUGCAAAGCGAACGUGAAUGGAGCUUUGAUGAGCUGGCUAAGUCAUCGCCUGUCGUUUUUGUCUGCAGCGCUACGUGGCUCGUGAGUCAGAUGAGUGUGUCCAUGGAGGAGAACUUACUCAGCAAAGUGGAUGUAAAAGUUGUUAUCCACGGCGGUUUUUGCGAGAUCGCAAACACGAUCGAGGAAGAAAUUGUGAGGUGCACUAUCGCUUUACAAAACUGUGGUGUGAAAGCGCAAGAAAGACGGAUCCUGCAGCUCCAAAAUCCGCCGUUUUUCAAACGAGACGUCCUACCGAAUUCUUCCGCAACAGAACACGCUGUUCACUUAUGCGGGGGUACGCUGCUUCUCCUUUUUCGACGCUUCGUAAUGCGUUUCUCUCCAGUCAGCAAACAACCGUUUGUAUCUCUCCCACGCAAUUUAUUCUGUACGGAACAGGCGUGGAUUUUUUUCAACUCAACUGUUUACACUCUUCAAGCCGCUGGAAUAAUGGCAUCAAGUUCUGACGUUUCUCCAGAAGUUUUGGAGCUAAGUGUUCUUGGACGCUUUCUGUCAUUUCAUUUCCGCAUUGGCGAUGUGCAAACAAGACAUGAUUCGCUCACAUUGGCUGAUGGGAAGGCCAUUCUUUGGGCCUUCCUGCUUCGUCAGCCGUUGAGCGUUCCGCAAGAAGUAGUGAAAGGCCGCCAUACUUUUCACACGUGGGUCGAGACCGCCGUUGCGGAAUUCUGUAGUGAACAUCAGCUGAUCUUUGAAUUUCAAAACAGCAUUCCACGGAGCGCCCUCGUUGAGCAACUUGCGCGGUUUGGAUUUGGGGACGGAGCUGUGCAGAAUCGCGUGCAUUACAUUUUGAGCUCGCCGAACGGGACGCGGUUUCCUCUUCGACCGCAUCUGACUGGUUCAAUUCCAACCGUUUGCCGAGGAUGGUAUGAACAAGCACCGUUAAACGCCGGUCUCGCGCUGGAGAAGAAGGAGGUGAACGUUGUUUGUUUGCCUCCCAAGUCCGCUUACUGUGAAAUGGAGUCAAUCAUUGAAGGCUCGAAUCGUUGCCUUCAGAGUCCCUUGGAGUUGUCUUACCCUAUUAUAGUAGCGCAUUCCGUCUUCCACAUUUCGCUGCAUAAUAUUUGUGUCUUCAGCGAGACGGCAGAGUCAAGCGCUGUGAUGCCGCUUCCUGCAAAUCUCCUCGAAUCUGGGGUCAUGCACUUUCUGAUGAGCGGUCUUACGAAGGCGAACGCGGGUUUGUGGCUUGACGGGGUCAUGAAUGAAAUUACGCCUUCAAUAUCCGACUCGUCCGUCUUAGCUCCUCUGACUCUGAAAGGCAAACGGCACAUUCAAUACUGCGAGCGCGAAGCUUUCACCCGCAAAAAGAGGCGGCUGGCGGCAGAGACUGAGAAGACCAGCGACACCAACGAAUUUCGCGGUGUUUUACCGCGAACUGCAGCGGAGCGCAACGCAGUGGAGGAACUGGUGGAACUCAUUAAGUCAGUCGGAAGAGAAAAAGCGGAGAAGAUUUUCCGCGGGAAAAAAGGCUUUAAUUUUUUGGAAGCCUCUCAUGAGGUGCACCCUUUUUAUCUGUACAGCUUGAAAAGUGGUUUUUGA
Leptomonas pyrrhocoris is the source of this 2591-nucleotide messenger RNA. RefSeq lists its product as hypothetical. Lineage: Eukaryota; Euglenozoa; Kinetoplastea; Trypanosomatida; Trypanosomatidae. The record is from RefSeq and is a predicted model, not a curated record. Bases 30 to 2591 code for a protein of 853 amino acids. The transcript has a single exon.